Messenger RNA from Penicillium argentinense, 909 nucleotides. Its product is annotated as mitochondrial 54S ribosomal protein uL1m. Bases 1 to 909 code for a protein of 302 amino acids. The record is from RefSeq and is a predicted model, not a curated record. Lineage: Eukaryota; Fungi; Ascomycota; Eurotiomycetes; Eurotiales; Aspergillaceae. The transcript has 3 exons.
AUGUCGUCCCUCGGCGUCACACUGCCCGCUGCGGCACGCAGCAUUCUCUCGUCAUGCCGAUCGUCGAUCCGGGAGGCUACCAUUGUCCCUGCUUUCCCGGCCUUUCGUCAGGUUCGGGGUAUGGGAAGCAAUCCGCAAGCCAAGGGCAAGGGGAAGAAAGCAGCAGCCAAGACUUCUCGCCGCGGGCCCCAGGAAUUCAGGCAAAAGAGCUUGAAGGAUAUGGAGCAAUUUGCUUUGUGUGAUGCGAUGCGCUAUAUUCGUGCCCUGGAGGUCGGCCGCAAUCCCACAUCUGUGAAAUACGAGGCGCACAUUCGCUUGCGAACGAGGAAAGAUGGUCCCGUUAUCCGAAACAUGAUCCGAUUUCCCCAUGCCGUCCAAACAGAAUCCCGCAUCUGUGUUAUCUGUCCCCCGGACUCGAAGCAAGCGAAGGAUGCGCUCGCUGCAGGCGCAGUGCUUGUGGGCGAAGAGGAGGUCUUUGAAGCUGUGAAGGCAGGCAUAAUUGAGUUCGACCGGUGUUUGGCUCACCCAGACAGUGUUCCGGCUUUGAACAAGGCUGGACUGGGUCGUAUCCUCGGUCCCCGAGGCCUGAUGCCCAGCGCCAAGGCCGGUACUGUUGUCGAAGACGUUGCUUCUCGUGUCGAGGAUCUUCGCGGAGGUACCGUCUACCGUGAGCGUGAUGCUGUCAUUCGUCUUCCUAUUGGUCAACUGGGAUUCUCUCCGGAGCAAUUGCGCGACAACCUGCGGACAACGAUUGAGCAAAUCAAGAAGGAUGCCUCCGGUCUUAACGACCGUAUCAACAAGGAAAUCUACGAAGUGGUCCUGAGCUCUUCUAAUGGCCCCGGCUUCAGCCUGAAUGGAGAGUUUAAGACCGACGCCUCCCCCGAAACCUCUGCCUUGACCGGCGUGUAA